Molecule: messenger RNA, 2212 nt
Organism: Fundulus heteroclitus (mummichog)
Lineage: Eukaryota; Metazoa; Chordata; Actinopteri; Cyprinodontiformes; Fundulidae
Exons: 8
Coding region: 107-1093 (328 amino acids)
Source: RefSeq, a predicted model, not a curated record
UGUAGUUUCAAGUUGACAUGUUAUACAAAGGAACCGAGAAUGACUGGAAAUAAAACUAAAGGCACGGAAGCAAAUUCUACUCUAACACUGCUGCAUUAGUCAGAUAAUGACUCGUUUGUAUUUUCAAGUUUUUUUUUGUGCAUUCAUAUUAGAAAUUGCACCCAAAUGCAAAGGUGCAGAGACUCUGUCGGCUUUUAAAGACGAAGAUGUGGCUCUGUCAUGUCUAAACUUCAACAUCACGGAUUCUCAGAAUUGCCACAGAAUCAAACUGACGAAGAAGCACCCAGGUGCCAACGACACAGUAGUAUUUGCGUAUCCGAAGAAAUCCCAGGAAGGCAAACACGUGAAACUGGAGGCAAACAAAAAAGGGCAAACGUGUGUUUUUUUGACUAAUCUUCAAAAAUCGGACGAAGGGACGUACGGCUUUGAAAUUUGGAAAGGAUGGGACAUGAUUAAUGUCACGAGCAUAUCACUGAAAAUAAAAGACUGCAGAACCCUUAAACAAGAGACGGCAAAACCCGGCGCACCCGUGAGGCUCAGCUGCUCGGUGGAUGCAGAAAAAGCCCCUUCCAACGUCACAUGGGCUAAGCUGAAAGGCAGCAACACUGUACCUGUUGACCCGCAAAGGGCUCAAACGCAGGGAGCGCUCCUGACCAUCGCCUUUGUGUCUGCCAACGACGGGGGCUGGUACAGGUGUGAUUAUAUCCUCGGACAAAGUCAGCGCUGUUCAAAGAUCAAUCUGCAGGUCAAAGGUCAUCAAGGAGAUGUGUUUGUGACCACAACAGUUCCAAUUCCUGCGUUUACAAACACCCAGCAAGUCUUUUCUCAGGUUUUGCAGAGUAAUGACAAAGAAGGAAACGAAACCUUCAGUCUGAUUGUAGGCCUGGUCAUUACCUCGAUUAUCACACUUGGAGCUCUUACAGGAGUGUUUUUUUACAAGAGAUACAAAACCCAGAGGAACCGUGCAGGCUGCAUUAGAGAGUCUUUGGAUGUGUAUGAGAAUGCAAGUCUUUCAUGUUCACCAGAUGCUGCAAACCGGGUCAACAGCUUGUAUGCAUACCCAGAUGAGAGUGUACGUACUUUUCAAAUAUAGGAAUAUUCUGACCACGUGCAGAAAACACUGAAGAUUUGUCUCCUUCCUGGCAGUAAAACCACUUACCCCGUUUGAUAGUAAUGCCAUUGUAUAACCAAUAAGUUUUACUGCCCACUUUAUUAGGUCACCUUGCCAGUACUGAGCUGGACCUCGUUUUGCCUUCAGAAAGAAGCUAUUCUUUGACGCAUAGCUUCAAUAUGGUGCCCCCAUCGGUGAACAUUUUUUCUGAGGUGGGUCGAUUGAGAAGUGAUUAAGAUUAUUUGAGCUUUGGGGCAUGGUGCGGUAUCCUGCCUUAAUCAGCCGUAAGAUGGGUAGACUGUGGUCAUUAAGGGAUGGACACGGUCAACAACUAUACUCAGCCAGGCUGCUGGCAUUUAAAAACGUACCGAGGGGCCCAAAGUGUGCCGAAAACACACCAUCACACCACCGCUGCCAGCUUGAUAACAAAAGGCAAGAUUUAUCCUUUCAUGCUGUCUGUGCCAAAUUCUGACUCCUCCAUUUGAAUGUUGCAGCUGAAAUCUAGACCCAUCAGUUCAGGUGGCAUUUUUCUCUUACUGUUUACUAUUGUUAUCCCUGCGUACUUGUGAAUCGGUGCUCUAUUUGUUGUUCAUUCAGAGAUCGUAAUCCUCAUUCUUUGCUUCAAACAAUAAGUUACUCGACCGACUGUUGCAUUUCUAUUGUCUCGAACCAGUCCACCCAUUUUCUUCUGACCUCUGACAUCAUCAAACCAUUUUCAGCUACCGCUCAUCGGAUACUUUUUCAGAUUAUUCUGUGUAAACCCGAGUUAAUUAUGCAUGAAAAACUCCAGUAGAUAAGCAGAACUAUGCCCCAGCUAACAUCACCUAAAUCAUCUUUCAUCCCCUCUUCGCCAUGUCUAGGUGCCUAAAUGCAUCGAGCUGCUACAGUGUGAUUGGCUGCUUAGUUUUUUUUUGUGUUAACGUGCAACUAGACAGGUGUGGCUAAUAAUGUGGCCAGUGACUAUAUUACAAAGUCUUGUGUUAUUAUCUUUUAAUAGGUUUCAUUUUGUACAAAGCAUGAAUGCAACAUUCUCUUGAACAAGUAUAUUUGCAAACUGUGUUAAUGUGUUAAGAAAUAAAACAAUUUCUGCAUUUAAAUAAA